Nerophis lumbriciformis (worm pipefish) is the source of this 606-nucleotide messenger RNA. Lineage: Eukaryota; Metazoa; Chordata; Actinopteri; Syngnathiformes; Syngnathidae. The record is from RefSeq and is a predicted model, not a curated record.
AUGACCUCGAGCAAAAACAAGAGCCAGACAUCUCUGGUGCUCCACAAGGUGAUCAUGGUGGGCAGCGGCGGCGUGGGAAAAUCCGCCCUCACGCUGCAGUUCAUGUACGAUGAGUUUGUGGAAGAUUAUGAGCCCACCAAAGCCGACAGCUACCGGAAGAAGGUGGUCCUUGACGGAGAGGACGUUCAGAUCGACAUUCUGGACACGGCAGGGCAGGAGGACUACGCCGCCAUCAGAGACAACUACUUCCGCAGUGGAGAAGGCUUUCUGCUUGUCUUUUCUAUCACAGAAUAUGAGUCUUUUGUGGCCACAUCAGAGUUCAGGGAGCAGAUUUUGCGUGUGAAAGAAGAGGAUGCCAUUCCUAUGCUGUUGGUAGGGAACAAGGCGGACCUGGAGGAUCGGCGGAAAGUUUCUGUAGAUGAGGCGGUGGCAAAAGUCAACGAGUGGGGCAUUCAGUAUGUGGAGACGUCAGCCAAGACCAGAGCCAAUGUGGAUAAGGUGUUCUUUGACCUUAUGCGUGAGGUGCGCAAGAAGAAAAUGGCUGAGAGCAAAGACAAAAAUGGGCCAAGUGGAAAGAAGAAGAAAAAGCGCUGCUGCAUACUUUAA